AUGGAACAAAAAUGCAGCGAGCUUAAUAAAAUCUCGACAAGUCUGAAAACAAAGGCAAAAAAGGAUCCAGAGUUGCCAAAGUUUGAGUGGAAACUUUUCGAAGAAAAAAAGUUGGGUUGCGGUACGUUUGGGUCCGUAUACCUAGCAAAAUACAAAGGAAAGACCAGAAAAGUGGUUGCCAAAAACAGUAAUGUCGAGUCCAUUGACUCGAAAUCCUGUUUCGUGAAAGAAGCCUCACUGUUGAACAGUACAAAAGGCCACAGGAACAUAAUCCGGUUCCCUGAAUUUUCAAUAAUGAUGGAGUAUUCUUGCUUCGAUUUUCGCCCGUUUGGAGUUGAAAAAAGUCUUUACACUCUAGAAGAUUUUGUCCAUUUCGUAGACGAGUUUGACUUUGCCUCGUUCACAAACUUCAUGCCAACAGCUGCCAAAGAUGUUGUCGAAGUUUUGAAAUAUUUGCACGGCAAGAAUAUCGUUAUCAUUCAAUAA
Messenger RNA from Paramuricea clavata, 486 nucleotides. NCBI's taxonomy places the organism in Eukaryota, Metazoa, Cnidaria, Anthozoa, Malacalcyonacea, Plexauridae. The record is from the annotation of a GenBank genome assembly.